Messenger RNA from Brachypodium distachyon (stiff brome), 519 nucleotides. Its product is annotated as protein PEROXIN-4. The coding region runs from base 1 to 519 and encodes 172 amino acids. NCBI's taxonomy places the organism in Eukaryota, Viridiplantae, Streptophyta, Magnoliopsida, Poales, Poaceae. The record is from RefSeq and is a predicted model, not a curated record. The transcript is spliced from 5 exons.
AUGGUGACAAAGAAGACGACGAGGAAGGGACGUGAUGAAGCAAGCAGUCACGCAUCUAGAGCUAGGCUUUUUAAGGAAUACAAGGAGGUGCAGCGAGAAAAGUCAGCUGACCCAGAUAUCCUAUUACUCUGUGAUGAUUCAAAUAUAUUCAAGUGGACUGCUCUAAUCAAGGGUCCAUCAGAGACACCUUUUGAAGGCGGUGUAUUCGAACUUGCAUUCUCAAUUCCUGAGCAGUAUCCUCUGCUGCCCCCGCAAGUUCGCUUCCUGACCAAAAUUUUCCACCCAAAUGUUCACUUCAAGACAGGUGAAAUAUGCCUGGAUAUAUUGAAGAGCGCGUGGAGCCCUGCAUGGACCCUACAAUCUGUUUGCAGAGCCAUAAUUGCAUUGAUGGCCCAUCCGGAAGCAGACAGUCCAGUUAACUGUGACUUUGGCAAUCUCCUGCGCUCAGGCGAUAUCAGAGGCUACCAAUCUGUGGCACGAAUUUAUACGAGGCUAGCGGCGGUACCAAAGAAAGAUUAA